Molecule: messenger RNA, 2571 nt
Organism: Arvicola amphibius (Eurasian water vole)
Lineage: Eukaryota; Metazoa; Chordata; Mammalia; Rodentia; Cricetidae
Gene: Satb2
Product: SATB homeobox 2
Exons: 12
Coding region: 370-2571 (733 amino acids)
Biological process (GO): regulation of transcription by RNA polymerase II; chromatin remodeling
Molecular function (GO): DNA-binding transcription factor activity, RNA polymerase II-specific; RNA polymerase II cis-regulatory region sequence-specific DNA binding
Source: RefSeq, a predicted model, not a curated record
GGCACGGUCCCCGCGGCUCCGGCCGCGCCUCCUCUCGAGCUAGCGGCGGGUAGGAGCCCGCAAGCCCGCGGCAGCCUCCCAGUCCUCAGCCCUUUCUCUCCAGAACCGGUCUCCUUCCCGAAGAAGACACCCUGACCCAGGACCUUAAACGCUAGGACCCGGGGAAGAGGAAAAGGAAAGGGGAAGGAGGAAAAGAGAAAGGAAGACUAGGACAACCCUGCAGAUCACCAGAAACUUUCCACCCUGGAUUCUCUACUUUUGCUCCAUGGACAGAGCCCCAGCCAGCCAAGUUUCAGACAGACCGUGAGCAGUCCCUGCGCGUUUUAUUGCGACCUGCCGGUGGGAACUUUGUCUCCAAAUCGGAGCAGCAUGGAGCGGCGGAGCGAGAGCCCGUGUCUGCGGGACAGCCCCGACCGAAGGAGCGGCAGCCCCGACGUCAAGGGGCCUCCCCCGGUGAAGGUGGCCCGGCUGGAGCAGAACGGCAGCCCCAUGGGAGCCCGCGGGAGGCCCAACGGCGCAGUGGCCAAGGCCGUGGGAGGUUUGAUGAUUCCUGUCUUCUGUGUGGUGGAGCAGUUGGACGGCUCUCUGGAAUAUGACAACAGAGAAGAGCACGCCGAGUUCGUCUUGGUGCGAAAAGACGUGCUUUUCAGCCAGCUGGUGGAGACCGCGCUCCUGGCCCUGGGAUAUUCCCACAGCUCCGCAGCUCAGGCCCAAGGAAUAAUCAAGCUGGGGAGGUGGAACCCCCUCCCACUCAGUUAUGUGACAGACGCCCCUGACGCAACCGUGGCAGACAUGCUUCAAGACGUCUAUCACGUCGUGACGUUGAAGAUCCAAUUACAAAGUUGUUCGAAGUUGGAAGACUUGCCUGCGGAGCAGUGGAACCACGCCACGGUCCGCAAUGCCUUAAAGGAACUGCUCAAAGAGAUGAAUCAGAGCACAUUAGCCAAAGAAUGCCCUCUCUCCCAGAGUAUGAUUUCAUCCAUUGUAAAUAGCACGUACUAUGCCAAUGUGUCAGCAACCAAGUGCCAAGAGUUUGGGAGAUGGUAUAAAAAGUAUAAGAAGAUUAAAGUGGAAAGAGUGGAACGAGAAAACCUUUCAGACUAUUGUGUUCUGGGCCAGCGUCCAAUGCAUUUACCAAAUAUGAACCAGCUGGCAUCCCUGGGGAAAACCAACGAACAGUCUCCUCAUAGCCAAAUCCACCACAGUACUCCCAUACGAAACCAAGUGCCCGCCUUGCAGCCCAUCAUGAGCCCUGGGCUCCUCUCACCCCAGCUCAGUCCGCAGCUCGUCAGGCAGCAGAUAGCCAUGGCCCACCUGAUCAACCAACAGAUCGCCGUCAGCCGGCUCCUGGCUCACCAGCACCCUCAAGCCAUCAACCAGCAGUUCCUGAACCAUCCGCCCAUCCCCAGAGCAGUGAAGCCAGAGCCGACCAACUCCUCUGUGGAGGUCUCUCCCGAUAUCUACCAGCAAGUCAGAGACGAGCUGAAGAGGGCCAGCGUGUCCCAGGCUGUCUUCGCCAGGGUGGCAUUCAACCGCACACAGGGAUUACUGUCGGAGAUUCUGCGUAAAGAGGAAGACCCCAGGACUGCCUCUCAGUCUCUGCUCGUAAACCUGAGGGCCAUGCAGAACUUCCUCAACCUUCCGGAAGUGGAGCGCGAUCGCAUUUACCAGGAUGAGAGGGAACGGAGCAUGAACCCCAAUGUGAGCAUGGUCUCCUCCGCCUCUAGCAGCCCCAGCUCCUCCCGAACCCCACAGGCCAAAACCUCGACACCGACAACAGACCUCCCUAUUAAGGUGGACGGCGCCAGCGUCAACAUCACAGCUGCUAUUUAUGAUGAGAUCCAACAGGAGAUGAAAAGGGCCAAGGUGUCUCAAGCCCUGUUUGCCAAAGUGGCUGCGAACAAAAGUCAGGGCUGGCUCUGUGAACUGCUUCGCUGGAAGGAGAACCCCAGCCCAGAAAACCGCACCCUUUGGGAGAAUCUCUGCACCAUUCGCCGCUUCCUGAAUCUUCCCCAGCACGAGAGGGACGUGAUCUAUGAGGAGGAAUCGCGACAUCACCACAGCGAACGCAUGCAGCACGUGGUCCAGCUCCCGCCCGAGCCCGUGCAGGUCCUCCAUCGACAGCAGUCCCAGCCGACCAAGGAGAGCUCUCCUCCCAGAGAAGAGGCGCCCCCACCACCCCCUCCCGCCGAAGACAGUUGUGCCAAAAAACCCCGCUCCCGCACCAAGAUCUCCCUAGAAGCCCUGGGCAUCCUGCAGAGCUUCAUCCACGACGUGGGCCUCUACCCCGACCAGGAAGCCAUCCACACCCUCUCGGCCCAGCUGGAUCUCCCCAAGCACACCAUCAUCAAGUUCUUCCAGAACCAGAGGUACCACGUGAAGCAUCACGGGAAGCUGAAGGAGCACCUGGGCUCCGCCGUGGACGUGGCGGAGUACAAGGACGAGGAGCUGCUGACCGAGUCGGAGGAGAACGACAGCGAGGAGGGCUCCGAGGAGAUGUACAAGGUGGAGGGGGAGGAGGAGACCGCAGAGAAGAGCCAGGCAGCGCCCGCCGAGACCGACCAGAGAUAA